CAUAACCUAUUCAAUUUCAUGGAAAGCCAACAACAAUUAACUGCUUCAACUCUUUUGAAACUGUCAGCAAAACAAAACAAUAACAUAAAGACAAACAAACACAAAACUUGUAGUAGUUAUCACAAAUCAAUCAAUGUACACAAAAAACACUAAAACAUCAGAUAUUUUUCUCACAAACAUCUUUUCCUAAAUGACUUUCAAUGUGAUUCUUUUUUUGUGUCUUGUUUUUCAUAUAUUUUCAAUACAAACAUGUUAUUGCCAAAACAAUUCUCCUCAAAAUAUAGAAACUUUGUAUCCAAAUGAAACUUUAGCUUCACCACCAACAAAUCAACCACCAAAGACACAACCAUCAUUUUCAUUACCACCACCACCUCAAGGACUAAUCGCGCCGGUAUCGAAAAGUAGUUCAUCAAAUGGUAAGAUAGCAAAAGCUGUGGCUGCAACUGCAGCAAGCACUAUAGUUAUUUGUGGUAUAAUCUUCAUUUUAGCUAAAAGGUGUUUAAGGAAAAGAAAGAGAUCAAAUGAGAUAGUAAAUAACAUUGUUGUUGAUGGAGAUAAGCAACAAGUUAUUGUGCCUAAAGGGAAUGUUUUCGAAAAAAUCGAUGGAAAUGUUAGAGGAUUAAUUGUUGAUGAAGAUGGUUUAGAUGUGAUUUAUUGGAGAAAACUUGAAGAGAAAAAUUCAAACAAGGAUCUCUAUAAAGAUAUCUUGAAUAGUCCAAAAAACAAAGAAGAAAUUGAAGAGAGUCAUGAAGAAGAAAAUCAAGUGAAAAAAUCUAAGUCCAUUCAAGAGAUUCCUCUUCUUAGAGGACAAUCUUCAUCCUCGCAUUUGAAUGAAUUUCAAGAAGAGAAUGAUCUAUAUAGAGUUCCAAUAAUUCAAUCUCAACCAUCCAAAAAUGGUGUUCAGAAACAUGUUUUUCAAUCUCAACCAUCCAGAAAUGAUGUUGUUCAGAAACAAGAAUUUCAAUCUCAACCAUCCAAAAAUGAUGUUGUUCAGAAACAAGAAUUUCAAUCUCAACCAUCCAUUCUACCAUCAAUUUCAGCAGCUGCACCACCACCUGCACCUCCUCCACCAAUUCCAGCUAGGAAGAGUCAAGCACCACCACCACCUCCUCCAAUUAAGACGAGUACAUCAAAUUCAUCAUCAACAGCUAUCUCUCAAAGCAAUCAAAGAAAUUCUUUAGAGAAAGGUGUGGAAGAAUCCAACACUGAUCAAGUGAAAUUGAAGCCUUUGCAUUGGGAUAAAGUGAAUACUAAUGCUGCUGAUCAUUCCAUGGUUUGGGACAAAGUCGAUCGCGGUUCAUUCAAGGUUGAUCAAAAUCUUAUGGAAGCACUCUUUGGUUAUGUCGCGACCAACCGAUUGUCGCCUAAACGAACGACUGAAUCAACCAGUCAAAGCAAUGAUCCCUCAACAAAAAUUUUCAUUCUUGAUCCUAGAAAGUCACAGAACAUAGCUAUUGUUUUGAAAUCUCUAGGCGUCUCACGAGGCGAAAUUCUUGAUGCACUCAUUGAUGGAAAAGGCCUCAAUUCAGAUACACUUGAAAAGCUUUCAAGAGUUUCACCAACAGCAGAAGACAAAUUACUCAUCCUUAAUUAUAGAGAAGAUCCAUCAAGACUUGCUGCAGCAGAAUCAUUCCUAUAUCACAUCCUUAAAGCCGUUCCUUCGGCGUUUAAUCGCUUGAACGCUAUGCUAUUCAGGUUGAACUAUGACACAGAGGUUGCGGAAAUCAAAGAGUGUUUGCAGACCAUUGAAUUUGGAUGUAAAGAGCUUAGAAGUCAAGGAGUCUUUUUGAAGCUUCUAGAAGCAGUGCUUAAGGCCGGGAAUCGAAUGAAUGAUGGAACUUCUAGAGGUAAUGCUCAAGCUUUUAACUUAAAUUCUCUAAGGAAACUCAAUGAUGUCAAAAGUAACAAUGGAAAAACCACAUUACUUCACUUUGUUGUUGAAGAAGUAGUCCUUUCCGAAGGAAAACGCGCUGUUCUUAACCAAAAUAACAGCCUAAACCGAAAUAACGCGAUGUCAAAAACAACAAAUGUUGUUUCAGAAGAAAGAAGAGAAAGGGAAUACAAAAUGUUAGGAUUGUCAAUUGUGGGAGGAAUAAGUUCUGAAUUCUCCAAUGUUAAGAGAGCAGCAAAUUUGGAUUAUAAAAGUUUAAUUGGUUCAAUUUCAGAACUAUCUAUUAGGCUUAAUGAAAUUAAAGAACUUGUGUCACAAUGUGAGAAUGGUGAAAGAGGAAAUUUUGUGAAAGAAAUGAAUUAUUUUAUUGGAAAUGCUGAGGAAGAACUGAAACUAGUGAGAGAGAAACAAACAAUUGUGUUGCAGAUUCUUAGUAAAACAACACAAUAUUAUGAAUGUUCAAAAGAGAAAGAAGAAAAUGAUCUUCAACUAUUUGGUAUAGUUAAGGAUUUUUUGAGAAUGGUUGAUCAAGUUUGCAUCGAAAUCGCACGUGAAAUGCAGAAAAAGAAUCCUAAAGGAGUGUCCGGAACAAAGUAGGGAUAUAUAUGGAUUCUAUGCAGUCGGGGAAUGGUGCAGUCAGUUCAUGAGAUUUUCACAAACUGUUCAUAUAACUCUAGAAGUGGCCUAAGUGAAUCAAUUAUUGCUAGAGUUUUGGAUCAAAGUUGUACGAUUGACUUAUUUGAACUUAUCUACUGGAUUGACUUAUUUGAACUUAUCUACUGGGCACUGGCACAGGUACUUUUGAGAUUGUCACAGAGAGUUAUUGAAAACAGUUUUUGACAUUUCAUAAGCUCUUUUCAGCUUAUUUCUAUAAACUUUUCAGAAUAGUUUAUGAAAACAACUUAAAGCUUACUUGAAAACAGUUUGAUUUUAUAUAAAUAUUAUUUAUAUAAGCACUUAUAUAAUAAGUGCUUAAUUAGGCUAGCCAUUGACAGUUGAGAAGUAGUAGUGUAGAAGCUGGCUAUGAUUUUACAAUUCAUAAUUUAUCUGUUUUAGUUAUCGUGUA
This is a messenger RNA of Trifolium pratense (red clover), 2957 nucleotides long. RefSeq names its product formin-like protein 4. Gene Ontology annotation, molecular function: actin filament binding. The transcript has 2 exons. The record is from RefSeq and is a predicted model, not a curated record. NCBI's taxonomy places the organism in Eukaryota, Viridiplantae, Streptophyta, Magnoliopsida, Fabales, Fabaceae. Gene Ontology annotation, biological process: actin cytoskeleton organization; actin nucleation. Bases 191 to 2488 code for a protein of 765 amino acids.